Molecule: messenger RNA, 2652 nt
Organism: Sus scrofa (pig)
Lineage: Eukaryota; Metazoa; Chordata; Mammalia; Artiodactyla; Suidae
Gene: SFXN3
Product: sideroflexin 3
Biological process (GO): serine import into mitochondrion; monoatomic ion transport
Cellular component (GO): mitochondrial inner membrane
Molecular function (GO): monoatomic ion transmembrane transporter activity
Source: RefSeq, a predicted model, not a curated record
GGGAGCCCCAGCCUCUCAGGCUAGUGAGCGUCACACGUGACGUGUGCUUGAUGGGUGUGAGGGCGGGGGCGACGGGCGCAGAGGAAGGCGGGCCUAAGAGCUGCAGAGGCCGGGAGCCGGGGAGCCCAGGAGAGCAAAAUGGGUGAGUUGCCCUUAGAUAUCAAUAUCCAGGAACCUCGCUGGGACCAAAGCACUUUCCUGGGUAGAGCCCGGCACUUCUUCACUGUGACCGACCCUCGAAAUCUGCUGCUGUCUGGGGCACAGCUGGAAGCUUCCCGGAACAUCGUGCAGAACUACAGGGCCGGCGUGGUGACUCCAGGGCUCACCGAGGACCAGCUGUGGCGGGCCAAGUAUGUGUACGACUCUGCCUUCCAUCCGGACACAGGGGAGAAGGUGGUCCUGAUUGGCCGCAUGUCAGCCCAGGUGCCCAUGAACAUGACCAUCACCGGCUGCAUGCUCACCUUCUACAGGAAGACCCCAACCGUGGUGUUCUGGCAGUGGGUGAAUCAAUCCUUCAAUGCCAUUGUUAACUACUCCAACCGCAGUGGAGACGCUCCCAUCACCGUGGGGCAGCUGGGAACAGCCUAUGUGAGUGCCACCACUGGGGCUGUGGCCACGGCCCUGGGACUCAAAUCCCUCACCAAGCAUCUACCCCCGCUGGUCGGCAGAUUUGUGCCCUUUGCAGCUGUGGCAGCUGCCAACUGCAUCAACAUCCCCCUGAUGAGGCAGAGGGAGCUGCAAGUAGGCAUCCCCGUGACCAAUGAAGAAGGUCAGAGGCUUGGCCACUCAGUGGCUGCAGCCAAACAAGGAAUUUUCCAGGUGGUGAUAUCAAGAAUCUGCAUGGCGAUUCCUGCCAUGGCCAUUCCCCCCGUGAUCAUGGACAGUCUGGAGAAGAAAGACUUCCUGAAGCGCCGCCCCUGGCUAGGGGCACCCCUGCAGGUGGGGCUGGUGGGCUUCUGCCUGGUGUUUGCCACCCCCCUGUGCUGUGCCCUGUUCCCCCAGAGAAGCUCCAUACACGUGAGCAGGCUGGAGCCGGAGCUGAGAGCUCAGAUCCACGAGCAAAACCCCAGCAUCAAAGUGGUUUACUACAACAAGGGGCUUUGAGGGAGGGUCAGCCCCCACCCAUGCCCCCACCUCCUUGGGCUGCUGCUGUAGCAGAACCUUUCCAUUGCUGCCACCUUCCCAUCUGCCUGGUCCUGGGCAGGGGGCUUGGUGGAAGAGCAGCUGUUGGGACCAGCAAUCCAUUAGGCUGGGAGAGGUGCCCCCAUAAGCCUUUUUCUCUCCUCUGAUUUCUUCUUUUUUUUUUUUUUUUUUUUUUUUUUUUUGUCUUUUUGCCAUUUCUUGGGCCGCUCCUGCGGCAUAUGGAGGUUCCCGGGCUAGGGGUCGAAUCGGAGCUGUAGCCACUGGCCUACGCCAGAGCCACAGCAACGCGGCAUCCGAGCCGUGUCUGCAACCUACACCACAGCUCAUGGCAACGCCGGAUCGUUAACCCACUGAGCAAGGGCAGGGACCGAACCCGCAACCUCAUGGUUCCUAGUCGGAUUCGUUAACCACUGCGCCACAAUGGGAACUCCCUCCUCUGAUUUCAAAAAGCAGGGUCGCAUAAUCCCUUUCUCCUGUGCUAACGUGUCUACAUAUGUACAUACGCGGUCCGUGUGUGUGUACAUGCUCUACCGGAUGUCCUCAUAUCUGGCUUCCCUUUUUAACCUCCUGCCACCUGCCAACCAGCCACGCUACAGGUUUCUUGCCUAACCUGUUCCACCAGCCAGGUCAUUUCUGAUGGGACCUUGCCCCUUCUGGACAGAGACUGAGGGACAUUAGCAGGCCAAAAUGGGCUGAAUCCUUCAGACUUCUGCUUCCUGGCUCUCAAAGCUGACUCAGGAACUGGGCCGGCGGCGGAGGAAGACAUGUCGGGAUAAGGGAGGCAGGGGGCUCAUCGAUCCCCCAUAUCCUGGAAUGGGUCAGCACCUCUCCUCUCCUCUGCUAGAACAAAGGAGUGUCCCUAUCCUAUACUGCUCUUGCCAUCUUCCCAUCUUCCCCAUGCUGCCCUAUGGGCAUCUUUGGGCACAAUCCUAGGAAUUCUUGGUCUGCUCUGACAUCAUAACCUCAAAUCUAAACCUAAAUCCCAACCCCCUCCCUCAACCAAAAAGCCAUGAAAGCAGAACAAGAAUUCCCCUUUAAGAGCCCCCCCACUGCACCCUCUUACAAAGGGACACAGCUGUGGAAAUGGUGCUUAAACUCCACAGGUAUCUGAAUGAGUGUAAGUAGGACACCCUCAAGGGCCACUAGGCCCUGAGUGAACAGUCUUAAGACAGGGAAUUUUGUGUUCCAUUGACCUUGUUAGACAUUCAGCAGAAUCCUGACUUUAGCUCCUUCUCUUUCCUGAGGCUUGGCCCUGCUAACAUUCCCACCUCUAAGAGGAUGAAGGGCCCAGGCAGCAGUGGUUGGUCCACACAGGAGGUGGGCUGGGGGAUGGAGUCUGUGCUGGUGAACUCACAGAGUGCGGAGAUGGGCCUUGACUCCAACUCCCAUGACCUCUGGCUGAAUUGGGGUGAAGGCCCCACAGGGAUCCUCUAAGAGUACUUUUCUGCUCCCCCAGCCGACCACAAGUAAUAAAAGCAAUGGUGCCACUGUUACUCAACAAAGUGAAAA